UGUGCUGCGGCGUCCAAUUGCAGCCCGCCUCGGCUACCGGACCGCACAUGUUUACAGGCAGCGUUCCGCCGGUAGAGGCCCUGCUCGGUCGGAACAAACGGCGGACUGGAUCCGACAGCAACACGGACCUGGAGUCGACUAAGAGACGUAUUUUUUUGCGCCAUUUUUGACACUUAAAGUCGCGCAGAGAACCGUACGGUCGAGCGGAGUGGAAUAAUCCUACGUGUUCGCCCUCAUUCGCUUCUUGUCCGAGCUGUUUUGGUCCUUACAGGACGCCGUCUUGUUUAACGUGUUCGGGCGUCGUUUCGGUUACGGAAUUUGCCGAGUGCUCCGUGUUUUCCCGCCGCCCCGCUCGGCUCUCUGAGAGCAGUKGGGGAAAACAAACAGGUCGAGCGGACGCAGAUUGGUAGCCGGUUGGAUGUGGAGGUUGUUGUAGCGGCGAAUGAAUCGUUUUCAUGUCGUCGUGGUGCUAAUUCAAAGUUCUUCGGUUUCGUGUGCUUCUGAGUUCGGUGCAUCCGGGACGCCGUUCGGAGUUUUCGUCCACCCCCUUCUCUUMCCCGAGUAUGUUGCCGCUUUCUAACAUUUUGUUACGGUUGUCGGAGCGCCCAGUUAGCCCGCUGCGGUUUUGUGUUUUUCUCGACGUUGUUUACCCGGUUGUAAUUCGACGUUUUGUGAGUUAAAUCCACCGGCUCGACUGCUCCGAAGACACACUCUAAAUAUCUAUUUUUUUGAGGACAAUGCACACCAGGCGCCUGGUCAAACGGUCGAUCCUCGGCAGCCGCGUUUAUGCGCCGAGUCCGACGGGGGACGGUGCUCCGGUGACGGGGGUGGUCCAGGCUGUCAAGCAGGAAAACAGGGACGUCUCGGCCGCCGGAGCCCGGCGAAGCGUUUACACCGUGCUCAUGCAAGACGGCAGCCUGAAGGAGUUCACCGAGGAGGAGAUAGCCGCGGGCUCCAGCCACACAGCAGCCAAAGGACCGCUCAAGUCCAGCCUGAAGCAGAGCUCCAGUAACGGGGUUUCAGAUGGCCAGAAGGUGGAGGGGGGCUGCYUGAGCCCAGAGGCUGCAGUGGAGCCGAGGCCGGUGGAAGGCAAGCGUGUCAGCCGGGACCUCGAUACCCGAUCGGUGUCCUUACUGGAGCAGAAACGCAAAGUAGUCUCGUCCAGCAUCGACGUCCCACAUGCCAGACGGUCUGAGGAGGAGGUGGAUAUGGACAAGGUGACGGCUGCCAUGGUGCUGACGAGUCUCUCCACGAGYCCGCUGGUCAGGAGUCCACCUGUCAAAGUCAGUGAAGCUCUGAGUGGUUCUUGGAAGGACAACGGYUCAGCAGGACCCUUCACCCCAUCGAGCAACAGCUCCUCAGGAGGCUACUGGAGCUGGUCCGCGCCCAGCGACCAGUCCAAUCCCUCCACGCCUUCCCCUCCACUUUCCGCCGACAACUUCAAGCCAUUCCGCGUACCGAGCCAGGGCGGCGCAGGGCCCGGCCCGACGGGGGUCGAGGAUCCCAGUCUGGAUGAGCAGGAYGGCAGCAGCCUGCUUUUUGAUGAGCCCAUUCCUCGCAAACGCAAGAACUMYAUGAAGGUGAUGUUCAAGUGUCUGUGGAAGAACUGUGGCAAAGUCCUGAGUACCACUGCAGGCAUUCAGAGACACAUCCGCACCAUCCACCUGGGGCGUAACUGUGACUCUGACUGCAGCGACGGCGAGGAGGAUUUCUACUACACAGAAAUCAAGCUGAACACCGACUCUGUGGCCGACGGGCUCAGCAGCCUGUCGCCCGUCUCGCCCUCUGUCCUCCCCCCACCACCGCCUCCCCCGUCCCCCCUCCCUGCUCCCAGCCAGCUGGCCGACUCCCAGCGACCCCCACAGCCGUGCGACCCCAAGGAGCCUCACGCCGGCGGGACCACCCCGCUCAGCCGCUCCGCGCCGAGCGCUCUCUACCUCAUCCACGCUGACCACGCCUACCAGGCCACGGCCCCGGUGUCCAUCCCGUCCAGCAGCAGCAACUCCGCCUCCAACAGCUUCACCCCMACCAACAGCUCCAGCUUCAGCAUCUCCUGGCAGUCGCCUCCRGUCACUUUCACCGGAAACUCGGUGUCUCCCACUAAAAGCCAAGGAUUUGGCGAGCAGCGGUCCCACACCAUCGCCGUGCUGUCGUCCCCUCCGAGAGCGACCGCCGCCCUCAGUCGUAAGGUCCGCGGCGAGGGGAAGAAGUGYCGUAAAGUGUACGGGAUGGAGAACCGCGACAUGUGGUGCACCGCCUGCCGCUGGAAAAAGGCCUGCCAGAGAUUCACCGACUGAUUGUACGCCGCYGAUGCAACGCCACGUCACCUCUAACGGCCAGCCGAAGGGAGAGGAGGCCGUCAUCCUGCAUGCUCUCGGGUUUUAUUUUUUUUUCUUCAAAACAGUGCAAACUGUCCGUCAAGCUCUGGGUCCGCCCCUCGCUUCUCUUCCUGCAGUGGGAACAAGUGAAAGAUGGCAGAGCUGCUUCUUC
Messenger RNA from Austrofundulus limnaeus, 2490 nucleotides. It is a transcript of the gene znf704, whose product is annotated as zinc finger protein 704. The record is from RefSeq and is a predicted model, not a curated record. Gene Ontology annotation, cellular component: nucleus. NCBI's taxonomy places the organism in Eukaryota, Metazoa, Chordata, Actinopteri, Cyprinodontiformes, Rivulidae. The transcript is spliced from 9 exons. The coding region runs from base 738 to 2297 and encodes 519 amino acids. Gene Ontology annotation, biological process: regulation of transcription by RNA polymerase II. Gene Ontology annotation, molecular function: DNA-binding transcription factor activity; RNA polymerase II cis-regulatory region sequence-specific DNA binding.